AUGUCGCCGUGUUUUCCAAUCGUCGGGAUUCUACGUCGUUUCCGGUGUCGGUCGAGGAAUCGACGAGCCGGCAAGAAACCGGAAAACUACCUAACGCCCUACGAAAUGGAAAUGGUACCGAUGAUGCUCAAGGAGUUGUCAGCACAGUCGCCAAGGUUUUUCGAGACUGUCAGCUUCAGAUGGUUCAAAGAGGCAGUUGCGUCGGCUAGAGAACCGAAUGUGCCGGGGGUUUCCGGGAAUUAUUGUAAGUUUUGCUUUGUGUUUGAUGAGGAAAAGGGUGGUUUUCUUAGUGCAGUAAGAUGAUUUUUUAAUGCAGUAAGCUGGGUUUUUAGAUCAGUAUUACUCUAAGCUUUUCUUCAUAGUAUAAGGUAUAAAAAACAUCAAAAAUAUCUAAUGUUUAAGCCAAAAAACCGCUAAAAAUAAACUUAUUUUAACCCUAGGUUGAUCUAAAAAUAAAUUUUUUAUCAAAAAAUUCCCAAAAAAUCAAUUUUUCACCCCAAAAUGAUCAAAAAACCAUCAAAACUCAAAUUUUAAACUCAAAAACCCCUGUUUUUCCCCAUUUCACAGUCAUUUUUGCCUAUUUCCUGCACUUUCAAGCCUUUUCGCGUGUCAAAAGUCAUGCCAAUUAAACUAUUACUACUUUACAUACGACUAGUAGACCACAAAUUGCCUAUUUAUUCUGUUUUUUAGCUUUUGUCAAUUAAUUUUUAAUACUUUAAUUACCCCUGCUCUUGGGUGGGCUUACUGAAAAGUGAAAAAUUGUUAACAAAAGUCUUGUAAAAACUUAUUGAAGUAGUUAAAAAAGUUUUAAAAGUUUACAAAAUUACCAAAUAGGCUUAAAUAAGGCUUGAAAAAGGUCAUAAGUAUAGAGAAAAAGCCAAGAAUAUUGGGUUUUGUCAUCAUUUUUAAUCAAAUUUGAACUUUUUUUGUGAUUUUUUGUAGUUUUGUGAUUUUACAUGCCUGAAAAUGACUUCAUAGUACUUAAAAACCCAUGUCAAUAAAUUCAUACUACUCAUCUGAAUCAAUGUCCUCAUAAAAACCAAAUUUCAAAAGAUGUACCCAAACAAGAUGGAAGCUUAAGAAAUGUUGCCAAACAUGUUUUUCACCUUAUGACAUGCUGCUUUCCAUGGAAAUCGUAUUCAAUAUCGAAUUACGAGUAUUUCCGCGUUCCCAACGGAACAUUUACACUAACAAGACGACAAUUAAGCAUAGCGACCUUCUUCCUUAUACUCGUGCAAAAAAGCAAAUAUUUUUGUUUUGAAUAAUUUGGAUUGUAGUGCUUUGAAUUGACGGUGAUAAGAGUGAUUUUAGAGGUGUUAUAGUACAGUACAAAUUAGGUAUUGAGAGUAGAAGCUUAUCAAUUAAGUAUUGAAAGUUUAGGCUUGUAAGGUACAGUUUCAAAUAUGAAUUUAAAGCCUAAAGUUAAGCUUAACCAAGUCUUACAAUACAGCCAAAAUUUAGCUUAAAGUCAAGCCUAGAACUAAGCCUAACGUAAGCCUAAUUAUGCAUAAUAAAACAACCAAAAUGUAGCCUCAAACUAUGCCUGAAAUUAAGCUUAAAAUGAGACUAAAGCAUGCCUUAAAAACCCGAAAACUAGCCCAAAUUUAGUCCAAAAUCAAGCCCAAACUUAAGCCUAAACUUAAGCCUAAAACCGGCCAAAAACUACAAAAAUCACGUUUUCAAAAACUCUUUAAAAAUUCAAAAAACACCUUUUUUUGUUUCAACUAAUUAAAAAUUGCUCGAAAUCACCUAUUCGGCCAAAACAAUCUCGUAUCAUAUACUCUUUGUUCUAUGUACGUAAGAAAAAGUUCCGGCCGAAGUAACUUUUGGCGUCAUAGAGUGUAAUGCCAUGAAUACAUUACAACUAUGACGCUAAUUAUAUGUGACAAAUCUUAAUGAACUUAAAACUUUUUGAGGUUUAAAUUAAGGCUGUUUCAAUACAAUGUCUGCAUUUUUUAAAGCAUUUUUUGAAUUUCUAAAAUUAUAAAAACUUUUUUUUGAAAAUUUUAAAAAAUGUCAAAAACUCCAUUUUUAGCCAAAAAUAAAUGACAAAACCUCUGUUUUUGGCCAAAUUUUAAAAAAUUUUUUCUUCCGUUUUAAUAUUUUUUAUAGUUAUAGCUACAAAAAAAGGCUGUAACGUAGGUGUUUAAAUGUCUAAACUUAACAUUAUCAUGUUGUAGUAGCUUUACGUUUAUAAAAAUUUUAAAAUAAAUUGUAUUUCUGCCAUUUUUAUUCAAUUUUCAUUACGUUUGAGCAAGAUGAAUAAAGAUUUUCGCAUCUCAAGCUUUAAAAAAAUUAUUUUUAUAGUAAAACGUUGAAGAAAAAUGUCAUUUUGUAGCUUGAAUUUAUAAAAACCGCCACUUUUUGAAGGUUUAGUCCCUUUUCUUAAGUUUUAGGUAACAAAAAAUGAUGUUUUUGUAGUCUUUAUUAAACCAUUUUAAAUUUUUCGUACUCUGCCUUGAAGUAAAAUAUAGUUUUAGAAGCUUGUCUUAUAACAAUCUGAAGUUUUAAGACCUUCUCUUGAGGCAAUUUGAAGUUUUAAAACAUUUGCUUAAGACAAAUUGAGGCUACAAGUGAUGUAAAGCAAAGUUCCUUAGUCUUAUGAUGUAGAUAAGCCAAAAAACUAAUAUGUAUUAAUGUCACGUAUUAAUACAAAGCAAUAUAGAAUUAACAUAGAAGAAUCUGGAAAGUUGUAAUAGCUAUGAAAUGGCAUGAAAUCCUAAGAAAAACAAAGAAAACUGACAAAAACUGAGCGAAAACAAUGAAAUUUUGAAGAAAAAUAGGCAAAGUGAUGACAAAAGGACUAGUAUCUUUUGGACUAGAACGUCUAAGAUCGUCUAAACGUGUUUACAAUAUAAGAGUGUAUCUUGUCUAUCAAAACACAGUCAAGAAAGUUUUUAAAAUUCGAUUUUUCAAGCCAAAUUCAAUCAAAAUGGUUGAAGAACUACCUAAAUUCUCUCAAAACCACUUAUAAACCCCCAUGAAAACUCUUAAUAAACCCCCAUUUUCAGCCGCUCCACCAGUAACAAUGACCGAGUUCGAGUCGGAAGGCCAAGCCUUGGAAGAACUGAUCCGACUGGUCGCAAAAACCUUGAUGGAAAAAGGGAUCUUCGACGAUGAAAUCGAGAACAAUCUCAACGCCUAUCGUCAUAAACGUGAACAAUGGAAAUGUACCAACGCUGCUGCCACCGUCUCCGCCACGCUAGCCGCGCCAACCCUGUUGCGAACCCGCUCAUUCUCGGCCGCCGUCGCUGCUCCACCAAUAUCAUCAUCAAGGUUAUGCCGUAAGAAUGGUGUUAUCACGGAGACGACUACUACAAAGUCUCGGCCUGGUUUGCUUGACUGUAUUUGUGGUGGACGGCAGAGAGGCAGUGCUGCUCGUCAGACUGACGCAUUAUUCGUACAGUUGGGUGAGGUGCUGGCACAUCAGUAUCAAUGUAGUGUGGGGGUGGAUAAAGAUGGGAAUGUGCAUGAGAGAGAGUUGAAACUAUUGAUCUGGAGACACUUUGUCCAAAUGUUUGUGGCAGUGUUGACUGAUAGAGCUAGGUUUCCUGGCUAA
Messenger RNA from Bursaphelenchus okinawaensis, 3559 nucleotides. The record is from the annotation of a GenBank genome assembly. Lineage: Eukaryota; Metazoa; Nematoda; Chromadorea; Rhabditida; Aphelenchoididae.